AUGAAAUCAACGGAGAAGAAGUCAACCGAGCUGGAUUUAGAGCUGGAAGCUCAGUCCCUAAGGCGAAUUGCGUUCUUCGGAGUUGCCAUGUCCACAGUGGCCACAUUUGUGUGCAUAAUUACCGUUCCCCUAGCGUAUAACAAAAUGCAGCAAAUGCAAUCAAAUAUGAUUGAUCAGGUUGAUUUCUGCAAGACGCGAUCCAAUCUAUUCUGGCGAGAGGUUACCAAGACGCAGUACAUGGCUAGUGCUCGUGGAAUUCGUGUAGCUCGGCGAGCUGAGAAACGGUAUAGCACCGACUAUGACAACCAACGGACCGCCUAUGAUAGAUUCUACCAUGCCCAGCAACAAUAUGACAGGGAUAGCUCUAGAGAAAAUGCCAGGGAUAGCUCCAGGGACAGAGACUACGAUAAGUCUGCUAGCUAUGGGUUAUGGAAUACAGAAUCUCCUCUACACUACGGUAGCUCUGCUUCAUCUGCCUCUGCUCCGGUUUACGGUCACAACUAUGGCAGCAAUAAUGGAGGAGGUGGUUGCUGUGGUUGUGGACAAUCACCACCAGGUCCCCCAGGACCACCAGGAAGUGAUGGGCAACCUGGAUUAGAUGGAGAACCCGGUUCACCUGGAAGAGACGGACCAGACGCACCACGACCCACACCUGCACCCGAAUUUGAUUCGUGUUUCGAAUGUCCCCCAGGAGAACCAGGACGUCAAGGUAUCCCAGGUAGAAAGGGACCACCAGGAAGACCAGGAGGUAGUGGGCUACCAGGAGACAAGGGAACACCAGGAACACCAGGAUCCGUAGGACCAAUUGGCUCAGCUGGUCAGCCAGGAAAUCCAGGAUUGCCAGGAGGAAAAGGUGCGCCAGGAAAGCUUAUCAACGUGGGAGGACUUGAAGGACCACCAGGAUUGCCAGGACUUCCAGGACUUCCUGGACUACAAGGAAAACCCGGAAACGAUGGCUACCCUGGAAGAGAUGGCGCGCAAGGUGACCAAGGAGAAGACGGAAUACCUGGAGCACCUGGAAAGCCUGGUCCGAAAGGAUAUCCGGGUCCCGAUGGAAACGCCGGUUACCCAGGCGGAUGCGAUCAUUGCCCACCCCCGCGGACAGCUCCCGGAUACUAA
Caenorhabditis briggsae is the source of this 1119-nucleotide messenger RNA. It is a transcript of the gene Cbr-col-186, whose product is annotated as Protein CBR-COL-186. The record is from RefSeq and is a predicted model, not a curated record. The transcript has 7 exons. Gene Ontology annotation, molecular function: structural constituent of cuticle. Bases 1 to 1119 code for a protein of 372 amino acids. Lineage: Eukaryota; Metazoa; Nematoda; Chromadorea; Rhabditida; Rhabditidae.